Molecule: messenger RNA, 2026 nt
Organism: Salvelinus sp. IW2-2015
Lineage: Eukaryota; Metazoa; Chordata; Actinopteri; Salmoniformes; Salmonidae
Source: RefSeq, a predicted model, not a curated record
GCCCUCGGACACCAAGCCCCGGAUCGUAGGGGCUAUAGGCCCUGGGGGUGGAGGAGGAAGAGGAGGUGGGGUGGAGAUGAGGCUGAGAGAGGAACCUGCUGCGCCCCAACCAUGGGGUCAACCAGAGGAGGAACCCAGACACAGGGACACGGAUCCCAACGAGGAGCGUGAAGGUGAGGACCUCCACUUCAAGCCCUGGUACCCCAGCCACCCAGCCCACCCUGUCAGACCUUACGCCCCAGAGGAAAAGGCCUCGGCUGGGAUCGAUGACCAGGUGGUGCCCUCCAAGGCUCCAUCCCCGGACCCCUUAGAAACCCUGGGCGACAUCCACACCCGCACCCACCAGCUCCAGGACGACCCCACCUCCUACUUCGUCCGCACUAAAGCCGGAGCCCUCUGCUUCCGCCAGGGGACGGAGGUCGCCACCCCCAGGGAUGACGCGGCACGACCCGGGUGGCCUACUGUGACUGGUACUGGGGUAGGAUCUCGAGCAGGCUCCCCUGGGCAACGUAAACCCCUGGCGGUCCUGAACCAAUCCCACCAACAACCACUCCAUCCGUCGUCCUCCGGCACCUCCAUGCCUCCCAAGGCCAAAUCAAGAGGACGAGGAGGCAAACGUCUGGUAAAAUGUGUGUGUCGGCCGGGGUGGCACGGGCCCUACUGUGGGGUACCUACCAUGGUCUACCACUCUAACCUGCCCACUAAGGAGAGACUGACGCCCAGAGAGAGACCCAGGAGGGUGAUCAAUGCCAUCAACGUGAACCAUGAGUUUGAUCUUCUCCACGUGAGGUUCCACGAGUUGACCCAGGCUGUGGAUCUGUUCCUGGUGUGUGAGUCUAACUUCACCGCCUACGGAGAGAGACGACCACUACGGUUCCUGCGUCUCCUCCUGAACGGAACCUACGACUACGUGCGCCACAAAAUCCUCUACGUUUUCCUGGACCACUUCCCCGACGGCGGGCGCCAGGACGGCUGGAUUGCUGAUGACUACCUCCGUACCUACCUGACCCGCGACGGCAUGGCCAGGGUGACCGGAUCACGCCCCGACGACGUCUUCRUCAUCAACGAUGCCGACGAGAUCCCCGCCCGCGAGGGACUUCUUUUCCUCAAGCUGUUCGACGGGUGGACGGAACCGUUCGCCAUCCACAUGAGGAAGUCGCUCUACGGGUUCUUCUGGAAGCAGCUGGGGUCGUUGGAGUCGUGUCGGGGUGCACGGUCGGAAUGCUCCGAGACGUCUACGAUGCCGACGGGAUACGUCUCCGGCGCCGGGAAUACUACACCAUGCCCGGUUUCAGGAAGUACGAGAACGACACGGGUCACAUCCUGGUCCAGUGGGCCGUUGGAAGCCCCUUCCACUUUGCUGGGUGGCACUGUUCUUGGUGCUUUAGCGCCUGAGGGCAUCCAUUUUAAGCUGAUCUCGGCCCAGAACGGGGCUUCCCACGUUGGGCGCACUACGAGGCAAACGGGAUCUGAAUUAUAUUCGGGACCUGAUCCGGACGGGGGGUUGGUUCGAUGGAUCGGUGCAGGAGUACCCCCCUCGGACCCCAAAGAGCACAUGUACGCCCCAAAGUAUAUGUUGGAGAAUUUGAGAAGUACCUGUACCUUCUGGAGAACCCGUAUGUCAAACUGAUAAAGAUUGAGGAGUAACGAAUUCGGGGGGUUAGAGAAUUGAAGGAAGUGAAUGGGUAAGGAAGGAGGGCCCCUGGGACUCACAAAGGGGAGGGACAUGGAAACAAAACUAUCACUCUUCAUGGGUGAAGGAUACAGACAGAAGGAAAACCUUAGCACUGAUGUGGAAGGGUACAGAAGGAAGGAAAACACUGACGUUGGAGGAUACCUAACGCAAGCUCCAAAAAGUCCUUAUUUUUUGGUAAAAGGGAACAUGGAACCACUUUGGGGGAAUGACCACUGACUACUGACAAAUAGUCCUCCCUAGAAACGCGCUCUAUAUCAACCUCUGAACCUCACCUACUACUUUCCUAGUUCUGACUGACAGACAGGCCUUUAUGCUGGGUUGGUACGGUGG